Molecule: messenger RNA, 633 nt
Organism: Acytostelium subglobosum LB1
Lineage: Eukaryota; Evosea; Eumycetozoa; Acytosteliales; Acytosteliaceae
Exons: 2
Biological process (GO): endosome transport via multivesicular body sorting pathway; protein transport; late endosome to vacuole transport
Cellular component (GO): multivesicular body; ESCRT III complex
Source: RefSeq, a predicted model, not a curated record
CACAAACACAAACAAAUAAUGUUCAACUUGUUCAAGAAACCUUCACCAGAGGAGAUGGUCAAGAAAUGGAAGAGAGAGUUGAGAAGAGAGGAUAGAGGACUUGAUACACAAAUCAGAGCAAUCGAUACAGAGGAGAAGAAAGUGAUUAGAAUGAUAAAAGAGAGAGUAAAGGCUGGUGAUCAAAAGAGUGCAAAGACAUUGGCAAAGGAGGUCGCAGCGGCUAGGAAGGCAAAGGAGAGAAUAUAUACAGCAAAGGCACAGAUGAACUCGGUGACGAUGCAACUACAGGCCAACCUGUCGAUGGCAAAGGUGGCCGGACACAUGGCCAAGUCGACAGAGGUCAUGAAGAUGAUGAACAAUCUGGUCAAGCUUCCAGAGCUCAACAAGAUCAUGAUGUCCAUGGGCCAGGAGAUGAUGAAGGCUGGCAUCAUCGAGGAGAUGAUCAACGACACCUUUGACAGAGACGAUCAACUGGAGGAGGAGGCCGAGCAGGAGGUCAGCAAGAUCCUCGAUGAGAUCCUGAUAUCAGGUCCCAAGGUUGGCGUUGAUGCACUCGAUGUCCCCGUGCAAGAGGAGGAGCCAGCUGUCAAAGAGGACGAUGAGAUAUUUAACAGGUUACAGGCUCUAAAGACU